This is a messenger RNA of Bipolaris oryzae ATCC 44560, 900 nucleotides long. RefSeq lists its product as uncharacterized. The transcript is spliced from 5 exons. The record is from RefSeq and is a predicted model, not a curated record. Bases 1 to 900 code for a protein of 299 amino acids. NCBI's taxonomy places the organism in Eukaryota, Fungi, Ascomycota, Dothideomycetes, Pleosporales, Pleosporaceae.
AUGGCGCCCAGCACUGCCUACCCAGGCUUAUACGCUGAAGUCACUGUUGACGGUUGCCGGCUGACAGAGUACGACGACGGCGAAGAUGCACGCUCUAAAACCAAAAGAGUCUACAUCCAGUCAGAAGAAGGUGAGCAAUUUGGCGUUCAGUACUUUAUCCCCCCCAGCUUGUUCAUGGAGUAUGGCAUCAAAGCAGAGGUCAGCAUCGACGGUGUAAUCAUGCGCAAGUACAUCCAUGACAACUACGUCGGCCGUCUUCAUGGGGUAUCAAGGUAUGCUUGUGCCAGCAGUGCCAAUAUUGGAGAUCUCUGCGUCGGGCAGCGAUUUCGGUUUGCCACUCUAGACACACACGAUGAGACGGGGACUGUAAACACAGCGGUGCAGAACCAACUAGCGGCCACGGGUGAGAUAUCAGUAUCUUUCUAUCGCAUCACCAACAUCCGUGUCUCGAGCGCAGGCAAGAAGGCACCAACUAUACAGGAGUAUGACAAGGUUCCGGAAAAGGCUAUGAAAGGCUCUGCAGUUUCGCUCAAGACACAACUCGACCCCUUCGAACGCAUUGCACCAGUUACGUGGGUCGAAGCCGACCAUGUCGAUGGAGAUCGCCCAUUCGCUGUUAUUCAAUUCAAAUACCGCUCUGCAGCUGCUCUCCGGUCACUUCAUAUACUCCCUCCGCUUCCGAAUUCUGUGUCCCGAGAGAAGGGCACAGCCAGUCAGCUUUCAUUGGCGAAGAAGCCUCAGUUGCUGGAUAUUUAUCAGCCCGGGAAGGAAGUGGUGCCGGUAACGAAACGCCAACGUACCGAGAAUGAAGAGGGCGCUGAGGUCAAGCUAGUCGGGGAAAGGAGUGCAAAGCGUCGAUGCCUGCCCACCGAUAAAGAUGAGAUUAUUGUACUGGAGUGA